AUGGAUACCAAGAACGUACCGAUGCUACCCAGCAUACGCUCUGGGAGUGAAGCAAAAGGAAGUGAAAACGCUCAAGUCUUGCUGCCCCCCAUGUCCACACCCACAGACGAACUCACCAAGCAUUCCCUAGCUGGACAGCAGAUGGGCAAUUUUGUUAUGGCCUACAAUGCCCAGUAUGGAUCAGCUAAUCGCAAGCCAACAAACUUGGGCGACGGUUUCUCUUCAGGGCUCAUGCUCACUGGGUCCAGCCCAGCAUCCAAGAGGCAAGCGCAACUUUCGUGCGAAGUUAUCAAUGCUGACGAUGUUGGUUUCAGCUCCAACGGCCUCACUGGAUUAACCUCGUUGCCUAGUGGAGCACAGAUUCAGCAGUACCAGGCACUGCAGAUGGGGUUGCAUCCCAGCGUCCUUCAAGUCCCUCUGAGCACUUUAGGAGGCAUGCAUGGAAGCGUUCUGCCACUUUUUGGGCACCAUCCUAUGACCAACGGCACACACCCAUCAACAACCUAUCAACCAUCCGAUACAUCCUCAUCCACGUCUGGAAUGGGAGCAGUUCUUCCAAACCGAGCGGCAGCGGCACCGAACGGGGGGAUCUCGAACCUGAGCAGCAGGAAUGGGAUCGGAAUCACCCUCACUGCCCAUGGAUCUGGAAACAACUCAGGAGGGAGCUCCACAACAUGCAAUCACAACUCUUCAGGGGGAGACUCGGAUGAUGAGACGAGAGACCAGGACGGACGAACUUCGAGGAGGAUCGCAAGGAGAGAGUACCACAAGAAGAUUGAGAGGAAGCGCCGAGAUCGCAUGAGGUCGCUUUACGAUGAGUUGCGGCAGCUGACUGAUGCUGCGGAGCUCGCAGACAAGAAUGGCGUCCUGGAAGGAGCCAUCGCACUGAUCCAAGAGCUACGGCAAGAGAACACGAAGCUGCUGAAGCUCAAGCAAGAGAACAAUGAUCUGCGACAAGAGAACGCAAGGCUGAUCAAAAGCCCGCAAGCCUUUCCUGCGAGCAUGGUCCAAGUGACUGUCGACAAGGAUGCCGCAGCUGUCUCACUCCCGAUGCAGGCGCACGGUGUGCCGAGUGCUGCGGCAGUCUCAAGCGCCUCUUCCUGGAACGACGAUCAAGGAGCUGCCAGGGGAGCAAAGAGGGCCAAGGUGAACGGGGUCAACUAG
Messenger RNA from Guillardia theta CCMP2712, 1164 nucleotides. RefSeq lists its product as hypothetical. Gene Ontology annotation, molecular function: protein dimerization activity; DNA-binding transcription factor activity. Lineage: Eukaryota; Cryptophyceae; Pyrenomonadales; Geminigeraceae. The coding region runs from base 1 to 1164 and encodes 387 amino acids. Gene Ontology annotation, biological process: endosperm development; regulation of DNA-templated transcription. The transcript has 11 exons. The record is from RefSeq and is a predicted model, not a curated record.